GUCACAAAAAACGCACCGUUUUGGAUAGUACAAAAUACAAUACAUACCAAGCUUCUGAGAGUCCGAGGAACACAGAACAACACUGGAAUGCAAUGGAAGAAGAGUCAGUGGAGACAAGGGGGCAAUCAGAGGUGGAGAAGGUGAUGAGUGAAGUACACUUGGGGUGCCCACCUGGUUUCUCUGGCCCUCAUAUUUCCUACUUCACCUUCUCCAUCCCACAACCUGGACCUGGAUUGAUUGAGCCCAGAAGCUCCAAUGACGUUUCCCAAGUUGAAGAAGCAACUACUUCCAUUUCCACACAGCAAAACAUAAGUUUUGACGAGGAUGGCGAUCUCAUUCUUCCUAGACGAAAAACCAAAUUAUCUAAUCAAAGCUAUAGCGUGACCAUCCAGCAUAGUAUCACAUCAACACUACCAAGUGUUGGUUUGCAGGUGUGGAGAGCAGAACUUGUCUUAUCUGAUUUUUUAUUGCAUAAGAUGUUUACAUCAUCCGAGCUUGAUGGAGUUGUAUCACUAGAACUUGGUGCUGGUACAGGGUUGGUGGGUAUACUACUAGCACGUGUUGCUAAAACAGUGUUUAUAACAGACCAAGGGAAUGAGAUUCUUGACAACUGUGCUAAAAAUGUUGAGCUUAAUCCUGAACUCAUCAGUCCUGGAACUACAGUCUAUGUACGUGAACUUGAUUGGAUGAAUCCCUGGCCCCCAAGAUUAACCAUAGAAGAAUCCUCCUUGGGUAAAACUAAAAGGUAUUCUUGGACCUUUUCAGAAAUUGAAAUAGCCCAUGAAGCUUCUUUGCUUGUAGCUGCAGAUGUAAUCUACAGUGAUGACUUGACAGAUGCAUUUUUCAGCACUUUAGAGAGACUAAUGUCUCUCGGUUCCGAAAAGGUCUUAUUCUUAGCUUUGGAAAAACGCUACAACUUUAGUCUUCAUGAUCUUGAUGUUGUUGCAAAUGGUUAUUUACAUUUCCGCAGUUAUUUGCAGUCGGGAGGGGAUUGUGAAGGCCUGAAAUGUGGUCCAAUGCCUUGCUUUGUGGGCAAAUGCAUAGACAUUACAGAGAUUCCGCAAUAUUUGAAAGAGUAUGUCAGAGGAAGUGAUGUUGAAAUUUGGGAAAUUAAGUAUAGCAAAAGAAAAUUCUAAUGUCUUUUCUGUGAAGUGAGGCCGGUUGAUGUAAACUGAAGUUUUACAUAUGCUUUUCCAAAACAGAAAUGGUACCCAACCUAGGCCUCCAUUCUUUUUCUGUCACUCCUCAAUCAAAAAAUAUCACGUGCUACGUGUAUGACUAAAUAAGGGAUUUAUCCUUCUUUUUUUCUUUAAGAAGAGAAAAAUCCAUUAAUAAUCAAAAGAUUACAUAAUUAGGAAUAUAUUAUCGAACUCUAAUCGGACAGAAGAAUAACUCACAUCCCCAACAAUGUAUCAGCGGUUACAACUGUCAUGAGCCAAGGAGGUCAUUACAAUAUCUUCUCUACUUCUUCAGUUCUUCCUCAUCGCCAUCAAUUCCAAUUGAAGCAUCCGGAGGUUUUGGAACAAGAAGCAAUUUAUAUCAAAGACAAUCAUGGUGGAGUGGUGGUGGUGGAGGGAGGGAGGGAGGGGGAAAGAAGAAGAUAAUUUUGUAGGAGGCAGCAGUUGUUGGGGAUGGAGCCAGAGGAAGAAUAAAAGGAUUUUAGAUGUUGGAAAAUAAGAAUAAAAAAGGAGAAAUUUGUUAGGCUAUGAUUGGAAAUGUCCGGCAAAAAAAAAAGAUUAGAAAUAAUGAGUGGCCGAACAUAUGCGGUCAGUCAAAUAUUGUACUUUUUUCUUGAUUGUUCAUGUGAUUAGAAUGAACUCUAGCUACCUUUUGAUGAAGUAUUUUGUGAGGAAAACUUAUUAGUGAGAUAUGAUCAAAACUGUGGC
This is a messenger RNA of Rosa chinensis, 1886 nucleotides long. Its product is annotated as methyltransferase-like protein 22. Gene Ontology annotation, cellular component: nucleus. Gene Ontology annotation, biological process: protein methylation. The record is from RefSeq and is a predicted model, not a curated record. NCBI's taxonomy places the organism in Eukaryota, Viridiplantae, Streptophyta, Magnoliopsida, Rosales, Rosaceae. Gene Ontology annotation, molecular function: protein methyltransferase activity. Bases 93 to 1136 code for a protein of 347 amino acids. The transcript has 9 exons.